UGAGCCGCACACAGCUGGUGGAAUCCGGGAGCGGCUGCUGGCUCUCGCUCUCUCUGGCUGCCUCAGAGCGCCCUGUUGGCUGUUGCCAGGAGCGGAGCGAGUAGGAGGACCGGGCAGCGUGGGAAGGGAGCCGGCGCGAGCAGGCGGAGCCUAGCCGCUUGCCCUCCACAGAGCUGCCGCAGCCGAGCACCGACGCGUUUGGCCAGUGGGAGCUGGAGCCCGAGCUGGAGCCGCAGGGGCGCCGUCUAGGAGCCCGAGCCUUAGCCCAGACGGGAGAUGGAAGCCGAAUUGAGACCAACCCAGGAAGAACCCCGAGCCCGCAUCUCACAAGACUCCGUCACCCAGACGUCCUGGACUACCAAGGCGGAGGACUCGCAAACCUCUUUCCUACAGUCCUUGAGGGACUCCGAAAUCCUGCGGAGCACCAUUCUGGACGUGUACUCCCAGGCUUCCGACGCCCGGACCCUGAAGGACUCCGAGGUCCAGCCACAGACUCUCGGUCACCGGGUGCAUCGGGUCACCUCCUCCCAAAAGCGAAGCGACGAGCGGCAGCACCCGCGAUCCUCAGCCCACAAUAAGUUUCGGCCCUCAGAAGCCCGCGAGUCCCAGACCUCCAUCAAACUAAACUCUCUGUUCUUCGGCGAGCGUCGCUCGCGGAGCUCCAUUGGCAGGGACUCCAAGACCUCUAUCCUUCGGGCCUCCCAGAGCAACGUCGCCCAGGACACCCAGGACACCCAGGACGCCCACGACUACAUCGGCCAGAGCUCCAGGACCUCUAUCCCUCGGGCCUCCCAGAGCAGCAUCGGCCUGGACGGCCAGACCUCCGUCCCUCAGACCUCCGGGGCCGACAAAAUUGCCCAGAACGUGGAAGCUCAGGACUCCCACAGCAGCGAGGGUUUGGGCCCUGUCCACCAUAGGAACACAGGCAGUCGCCGCCACCACUCAGGGUACUUGGCCGAUGAUGAAGGCACCCUGGGACCCCCGCGGUUUCAGGUGCACAAAAGGCCAGUGUGUGCUGAAAUGGGACCCCCAUACAAGGUGCACGGUCCCCUGCGACCCCCCUGUCCGUUCCAUAUUCCCAUGCCGCCUCGGCCCCAUGGCCACAAGAAGCCCCCCAAGGCUGAACCUUUCUCAGAAUUCUUGGACUUUCUGGCCACAAGCCCUGUGCUGGACAGUCUCCAGCUGGUAGUGGAUGAGGCCUCCAGGAAAGUGACCCAGCUGCGCACAGAGGCUGGUGUGCCCCUGGUCGAUGUGGAGAAGGGCCCCAGCCGGAAGGCGAAGGAGCAAAGGGACGCCCUGGAAGCUGCCCGAAGACUCCGCAGGGGUCACCCUCACUUUUACCCUGGCUUCCCCAACAACUAUCCAUCCAGCUCCAGUUCUGACUCCAACCUCUAUGACAGCCGAGAUGACUGCAGGGCCUCUGCUGACCUGCGUGGCAGAGGCAGCCUGGGCAGGAUCUUUCUGAAUCCUCAGUGGCGGUGCCCAAAGGUCUCCCGCUAUGAGCGUUGGAGUCCUGUCUCCCGCCUCCCACCCAUCCGAGAGAAGUUUCAACUAGAAAGAGACUUGAGGCAGAUUCUUAGGAAGAAAAGCAAAGAUCCCAUGUCUUCUCACAAAGAGGACUUCUUCCUCUGGAAGAGGUCCUUGGACCCACUGGACCUGGUGUUGUCCAGGGGGCAGAGGCUGGCAUGUCUGUCCAAGCUCCUGGAACCUGUUCGGAGAAAGUCUUAUGAGAUGCCCAGCCUGCUGAAGAUCUUCAGUGCUUUGGACAAGGCCAGUAGGACCAAGGCUUCCAGCCCACUGGGCACGUGCAGCCCUACCUGGAAGCCCAGCACGACCCAGAUGCCCAGCAUGACCCAGAUGCCCAAAAUGACCCAGAUGCCCAGCCCUUUCCGUUUACCCAGCCCGUCUUCCAUCCCCAGCCCUCCAUCACUUCCCUGCAUGGCCAACAAGUCUACCCAGACUGAAGGGUACUCCACCAAGAGUCCCAGCUCCCUGAAGCACAUUCCCGUGUGCCAGAGCGGUGACAUGGAAAAAGGCAUCCAGACAGAGGGGUACUCCACCAAGAGGCCAAGCUCCCUGAAGCACAUUCCCGUGUGCCAGAGAGGUGCCAUGGGAAAAGGCACCCAGACAGAGGUCAGCUGCUCCACAGAAACGCCCAGCAUCAUGGAGCAGGAGCUGGCCUUCAUCAAACAAGAGCUCGAGAAGGAGCUGGUGGAGCUGCUGCUGGGCUUCCUGAGCUCAACGUCGUCCUCCUCCUCCAUGGAGCUGCCUUCCUACUGCCCCACGAAGGAGCCCUUCCACACCCUAGACUUCCUGGCAGAGCACCAGCUCUUCCCAGCCCUUCAGGACGUGGUCACCCAGGCCGUGCUCAAACUGAGGCUUGCACAGCGCCGGGACGGGGUUCCCCUCUUCCCAGCGAUGCAGCCAGAGACCGAGGGUGGGGAGGAAGAGGAGGAGGAAGAGGGGGAGGAAAAGGAGGAGGAAGAGGAGGAGGAAGAGGAGGAAGAGGAAGAGGAAGAAGACGAAAGGGACCCAAAUGGCAGGCUGUGGGAGCGCAUCACCCACAAGGCCGUUUGGUACUUCCCAGACAGUUCUUCCAAGGACGACAGCAAAACGGCCCAGAGCCAGCAGGCCAAAACCCAAGAGCAGCAGACUGUGCUGUCCCUGUCCUUGCCUCUCCCCGGUGCUGUCUCCGCCCGGCGUCGCAGAGAGAAGGCCCAGGCUGAAGCCCAGGCGCUGGCAGAGGCCAACGCCCAGGUUCAGGAGGCCAGAGCCCUGUCUCAAAUCAGAGCCAGAAUCAGGAAGGAUUCCGACACUAUGAGACAGGCCAGGUACCAGAAGUUGACCAGGACCCUCAGGAAGCUGCCCUCUGAAAUCUCCACCAAGUCCCACAAGUCCCUCAUGUCUCACUUCUCACUCCUCAACCCCAAGAAGGAGUAUAUGGUUCAGUUCCUCAUGGACCAAGCCAUGAAACUGCUCAUCUGCAAGUAUAACUAUGAGAAGGGCCUGGCAGAGAAGCUUGGCUUUAUCUCCUUCUCUGUCACUGACACCCUCAUUGACCUCAUCCUCGGUUACAAGAAAAUCAAGGGUCCAAGCAUCCAUCUCUCCUCUCAGGUCAACUGGCCCUGCAUGCUGGACAAGCUGGAGAAGGCUGAGCAGGCAGCUAUCUUUGCACCCUUGAAGAAGAAGAAGAUCACUACCACCACCACUACCACCACCUCCUCAUCCUCUAGCCGCCACUCUUCUCGGAUUUCCACCAAGUCUUCAACAAAGUCCUUCCAGUAUCCUUGGUCCUUGCAUAGACCAUCUGCCAGGUCUUCUAGGCCCUCUGUGGUGCCAGGGGCAACACCAAAGACUUCCUUCCCCACCACAAGCAUGUCGUCCAUCCUUCCUACUUCAGACAGCCAAAGUCAGGAGUCCGAGACCUUGUCCAAGGCCCACUCUCUGGAUUAUUCCAGAAAAACUUCAUCAAAAGUCUUUAAGCCUUCAGAAAUCCCAGAGAUUUAUAUUGAGGGGAAAGAUGAGGAGGGGAAAGUUGAGGAACAGAAUGAGGAUGAGGAGGAAGAGGAGCAUGAGGAUGAAGAUGAGGACUAUGAGAAAGAUGAGGAAGUGGAGGAGGAGGAGGAGACUAAAGAUAAGGAUAAGUAUGAGGAUAAGGUUGAGACUAAGAAUGAAGGCAUAGAGGAAUAUGAGGAUUUCUAUGUCACGGAGAUGGAAGAUGCUGAGGAUGCCGAACAGGGAGACAGUGCAGAGUAUGAGGAAACCAAUGAGGCCUCUGAGGAUGCUGAGGAGGAAAUGUCCUAGGAGUCCCUGCCAACAGAAAGGCCUCCUCCACUGUCCCUGCCCCACCCCACUGUGCCUAAUAAAUCAA
Phascolarctos cinereus (koala) is the source of this 3871-nucleotide messenger RNA. It is a transcript of the gene CCDC116, whose product is annotated as coiled-coil domain containing 116. The record is from RefSeq and is a predicted model, not a curated record. Gene Ontology annotation, cellular component: centrosome. Lineage: Eukaryota; Metazoa; Chordata; Mammalia; Diprotodontia; Phascolarctidae.